This is a messenger RNA of Diceros bicornis minor, 984 nucleotides long. RefSeq names its product radial spoke head component 1 (gene RSPH1). Gene Ontology annotation, cellular component: nucleus; motile cilium. The record is from RefSeq and is a predicted model, not a curated record. Lineage: Eukaryota; Metazoa; Chordata; Mammalia; Perissodactyla; Rhinocerotidae. Gene Ontology annotation, biological process: axoneme assembly; spermatid development. The transcript is spliced from 8 exons. Bases 15 to 860 code for a protein of 281 amino acids.
UGAAGGGAGUCGGAAUGAGGCAGGCGAGCGGCACGGCCAUGGGAAAGCAAGGCUGCCCAAUGGUGACACGUACGAAGGGAACUAUGAGCACGGGGAUCUACAAAUUUAAAAAUGGUGCUCGAUACAUUGGAGAAUAUGUUAAAAAUAAAAAGCAUGGUCAAGGCACGUUUAUAUAUCCAGACGGAUCAAGAUAUGAAGGGGAGUGGGCUGAUGACCAGAGGCACGGCUAUGGCGUGUACUACUACGUCAACAACGAUACCUACACCGGAGAGUGGUUCGCUCAUCAAAGGCAUGGGCAAGGCACCUAUUUCUACGCGGAGACCGGCAGUAAGUACGUCGGUACCUGGGUGAACGGACAGCAGGAGGGCGCGGCCGAGCUCAUCCACCUGAACCACAGGUACCAGGGCAAGUUCUUGAAUAAAAAUCCCAUUGGCCCUGGAAAGUAUGUGUUCGAUAUUGGAUGUGAGCAGCAUGGGGAAUAUCGCUUAACAGAAGAAAGAGGAGAAGAGGAAGAGGAAGAGGAGAGCGUGGUAUCUGUCGUUCCAAAAUGGAAAGCUACCAAAAUCACAGAAUUGGCCCUGUGGACACCGACCCUGCCUGGGGAGCAGCCCCCUGCGGGUGGACCUGGCCAGGAAGAGGCCCCAGGAGCCGAGGGUAGGGGAGAGCCUGUGGAGGAGGCCCAGGCACUGACGGACAUUUCAGAGGGGGAGACUGAUUGGAUGAGGCCUGGAGAGGAAGACGGAGAUGCCGCCAGGGAGGAGGGCCGUGAGGAUGGCCGAGAGGAGUUCCGAGAUGACAACUUAGACCUGGGAAAUAUGGAUUUUGAAGAAGAAGAGAUUAGACAAGAUCAACCAGAGUAAGAUGAAGCCCAAAGCAUAGGACUGUAUCAUAAAAAUGCUCUGUUACUCGGGCAUUAAUUAAUACUAAUCAAUUAUUAAUCUUUUUUACUUAGUUGUUUGUUAAAAUGGUUUACAAUUGCAAAUA